This is a messenger RNA of Myodes glareolus (Bank vole), 2165 nucleotides long. The record is from RefSeq and is a predicted model, not a curated record. NCBI's taxonomy places the organism in Eukaryota, Metazoa, Chordata, Mammalia, Rodentia, Cricetidae.
AGCUGACACCCCAGCCAACAAAAUCUGUGUGCAACCUUGGCCCAGUGCACUGCAGGAGGGAAGAGCCUACAGGGACCCAUCAAGCUCCUGCCAGCAGCGAGGACAGACACCAUGAGCACAGCCGGAAAAGUGAUCAAGUGCAAAGCAGCUGUGCUGUGGGAGACCAAAAAGCCCUUCUCCAUAGAGGACAUAGAAGUCGCACCCCCCAAGGCCCAUGAAGUCCGCAUUAAGAUGGUGGCCACGGGGGUCUGUCGCUCAGAUGAUCACGCAAUUAGCGGAAGCAUAACCACGCCUUUACCUGUAAUUCUUGGCCACGAGGGAGCUGGUAUCGUGGAGAGCGUUGGAGAAGGGGUGACUUCUGUCAAACCAGGCGAUAAAGUCAUUCCGCUCUUUUCUCCCCAAUGUGGAAAAUGCAGAAUCUGCAAGCACCCAGAGAGCAACUUCUGUAUGAAGAAUGAUUUGGUACAGCCUCGGGGGACCUUGCUCGAUGGAACCAGCAGGUUCACCUGCAAGGGGAAGUCAAUCUACAACUUUACCAGUACCAGCACCUUCUCCCAGUACACUGUGGUAGAUGAGAUUGCAGUGGCUAAGAUCGAUGGGGCUUCACCCCUAGACAAAGUCUGCCUCAUCGGCUGCGGUUUCUCAACUGGCUAUGGCUCUGCUGUCAAAGUCGCCAAGGUGACCCCAGGCUCCACCUGUGCUGUGUUUGGCCUUGGAGGUGUCGGUCUGUCUGUCAUCAUUGGCUGUAAAACAGCUGGAGCAGCCAGGAUCAUCGCUGUGGACAUCAACAAAGACAAGUUUGCGAAGGCCAAAGAAUUGGGUGCAACUGAGUGCAUCAAUCCUUUGGACUACAGCAAACCCAUCCACGAAGUACUCCAGGAAAUGACCGAUGGAGGGGUGGACUUCUCCUUUGAAGUAAUCGGUCGCCUUGACACCAUGAUGUCUUCCCUGUUAAGCAGCCAUGCAUCGUGUGGUGUAAGUGUCGUUGUUGGGGUGCCUCCUAAUUCACAAAGCCUCUCUGUGAACCCCUUGUUGCUGCUGCUGGGACGCACUUGGAAAGGAGCAAUAUUUGGUGGCUUUAAGAGUAAAGAUUCUGUCCCCAAGCUUGUGGCUGAUUUUAUGGCCAAGAAGUUUCCAUUGGAGCCAUUAAUUACCCAUGUUUUACCUUUUGAGAAAAUAAAUGAAGCACUUGAGCUGCUUCGCUCUGGAAAGAGUAUCCGGACUGUCCUGACGUUCUGAGACCAUACUGAUGCCUUCCUACUCCUGACCACUACACCCCACUGAAUCACGGCACCAGCCACAUCACAGCACUAAUUUUGUUUCUUAGAGACACUGCCAAUAAAGUAACCUUGUACGCUUUCUGCAAGAAACUGAAUUUUCUGUGACUCCUUUUUCAACCCCAAAUGAGAGCUACGACACCUCAGAUGGGGAACUGUAGGGUACCCAGCUGUCCUGCUGAUUUGAUUGACCUCUGUCAUCUUUCCUACUGGAGACAAUGUGUCUUGUGACAUCUGGUAUUCUUUUCUCUCUGGAAUUCAACGAUUGCCUUCAUAUAUCAACUUCUGCCUGUCCCAGAAGGUGGACUUGAGAAAUCAAUACCUCUAACCCUACGUCAUUGUUCAGUAAUCCUAGCAUCAUCUUUUCACAGGGUUCUCCACUGUAUCUGUGUUUCUGGUUCCAAUACUGCUGCAACCAAGUCUUUCCCUGUCAUGUGGGAUACUUCUAUUAAUAGUUGCCCAUAUAUUUAACAUCUGCCUCACAAAAGGUGAAUGCGUAUCAAAUGAGAAUAUUGUUUCCUUAGGCUAUGGAAGAACUCACUGGAUUCCUGUGGAUAUAUUAGAUUUGAGGAGAUUUAAGGAAUUGAUAUUUCCAGAAGUGUUUGGUAAGCUCUUCCGUAGCCUUGGGGAUACCUGUCAGGUGGUGGUUGUUCUUGUUCGUGACUGGAUAAAUUAAGGCUGGCUAUUUGAUAACCUUGGAAUCUACUCUCUAAUUUCAUAGUAUAACUGGUUGGCUCUCCUUUAAACUCCUCUAUGUGUAUCUGAAUAUCUCUCUUAUCUGUUUCAGUAAGUUUUUUUUUGAAGGCCUGUACUCAUCAGUCAAUUUCUCACAUUUGGCACUGCUAUCAACCAAUGUUUUUAGAAAUAAAACAAAAAUUACCAAACCAA